GAAAGAAGCUGGAAUAACGGAGAGAAAGUUACAGGACAAAUGGCAUUCAUGGCCGGGAUUAUUUACGCGCUCAUAUCGUUUUUCCUGGGGAUUUGUGCAGGAAUAUCCGCUCCAAGGAAUUAUCCGGCAAAUGAAGUCACGCUGCUGGAUUCCAGAUCAGUACAGGGAGAACUGGCAUGGGUCGCCAGCCCUACAGAAGGAGGGUGGGAGGAGGUGAGCAUCAUGGAUGAGAAGAACAUCCCCAUCAGAACAUACCAGGUGUGUAAUGUAAUGGAGGCUAGUCAGAACAACUGGCUUCGGACUGACUGGAUACGGCGUGGCCCGGCCCAGCGUAUCUACAUUGAGAUAAAAUUCACCCUGCGUGACUGUAACAGCCUGCCUGGUGUCAUUGGCACCUGCAAGGAGACGUUCAACCUUUACUACCUAGAAUCCGACACCGACAAUGAGCGUUAUGCUCACGAAAGCCGUUUUGCGAAGAUCGACACGGUGGCGGCGGAUGAGAGCUUCACGCAGGUGGAUAUCGGCGAUCGGAUCAUGAAGCUAAACACUGAAGUUCGGGAUGUUGGGGUGGUCAGCCGGAAAGGUUUCUAUUUGGCCUUUCAGGAUGUAGGAGCCUGCAUCGCUUUAGUUUCCGUUCACGUGUUUUAUAAAAAGUGUCCGUUAGCUGUGAGGAACCUCGCGCAGUUUCCUGAUACGGUAACAGGGGCGGACACAUCGUCUCUCGUGGAGGUGCGCGGCUCUUGUGUGAACCAUUCGGAAGAGCAGGAGGUUCCAAAGAUGUAUUGCGGUGCAGACGGAGAGUGGCUGGUGCCCAUUGGUAAUUGCCUGUGUAAUCCUGGAUACGAGGAAUGGAAUGAGCAAUGCCAGGUUUGUAAAGUUGGCUACUACAGAUCUCUGUCUUCAGACGGCAGCUGUCAUAAAUGUCCUCUGCACAGUUUUUCCAUAAAGGAAGGAGCCACCACUUGUGAUUGUGACAAAGGAUAUUACAGAUCAGAGACCGACCCUGCGGCCAUGCCUUGCACACGUCCUCCAUCAGCUCCUCACAAUCUGAUAUCCAAUGUGAACGAGACAUCAGUGCUGUUAGAGUGGAGUCCGCCUCUCUCCUCUGGAGGCCGUCAGGAUCUCACCUACAACGUGGUGUGUAAGCAGUGUGUACGGGACAUGCAGAAAUGCACACCAUGUGGGGACGAUGUACAGUACUCUCCGCAGAGGCUCAGUUUGCGCUCCACUCGUGUGUCUGUACACCAUCUGCAGGCGCACACCAACUACACUUUCCAGAUCUGGGCCGUCAACGGUGUGUCCAAGCACAACCCCAGCCCGGAGCAGUCGGUGUCUGUUACACUCACCACCAACCAGGCCGCUCCCUCCACGGUCAUGUUAGUUGAGAGUAAGGACAUCACUCGUCACUCUCUCUUUCUGUUCUGGCAGGAACCAGAGAAACCCAACGGUGUCAUACUGGAAUAUGAGGUCAAAUAUUACGAGAAGGAUCAGAAUGAGAGGAGUUAUCGCAUCAUAAAGACAACGUCUCGUAAUGCCGAUAUUAAAGAUCUGAUCCCGCUGACCUCAUACGUGUUUCACGUGCGCGCUCGCACCGCCGCGGGCUACGGAGAGUUCAGUGCUCCCUUUGAGUUCAGCACCAACACAGUCGCAGCUUCGAUUAUUGGAGGUGUGAUGAGUUCUGCUGUGUUGUUGCUGUUGGUGGCCGGUUGUGUGGUUGUUCUCCUCCUCAUCCUCAUCAGCGCCUUCAUCAUCACCAAAAAUAGGGGCAAAUACAGCAAAACUAAACAGGCCGAGGAGAAACACCUGCAGCCAGGUGUGAGGAUAUAUGUGGACCCCUUCACCUACGAAGACCCAAACCAGGCCAUCAGGGAGUUUGCUAAAGAGAUCAGUACCUCCUGUAUCAAGAUCGAAAAAGUGAUCGGCAUUGGUGAGUUUGGAGAGGUUUGCAGCGGUCGUCUGAAGCUUCCUGGAAAGCGAGAGAUCUGUGUGGCCAUCAAGACAUUGAAGGCGGGGUUUACCGAACAGCACAGGCUGGACUUCCUGAGCGAGGCCAGUGUUAUUGGCCAGUUUGACCAUCCCAAUAUCAUUCAUCUAGAAGGUGUGGUAACCAAAUGUAAACCAGUUAUGAUUAUCACUGAGUACAUGGAGAAUGGCUCACUGGACAUGUUUCUUAGAAAGAAUGACGGACGUUUUACUGUAAUUCAGCUGGUGGGCAUACUAAGAGGUAUUGCAUCUGGUAUGAAAUAUCUUUCCGACAUGAGUUAUGUUCAUCGGGACCUUGCAGCAAGGAACAUUCUAGUAAACAGUAACCUGGUGUGCAAAGUGUCAGACUUUGGGAUGUCCAGAGUGCUUGAAGAUGAACCAGAAGGUGCAUACACUACCAGGGGAGGGAAGAUUCCCAUUCGCUGGACGGCUCCAGAAGCCAUCGCAUACAGAAAGUUCACCUCAGCAAGUGAUGUGUGGAGUUACGGCAUCGUCAUGUGGGAAGUGAUGUCAUAUGGUGAACGUCCAUAUUGGGACAUGAGUAACCAGGAUGUGAUAAAGGCAAUAGAGGAAGGAUACCGGUUGCCGCCGCCCAUGGAGUGCCCGCUGGCUUUACAUCAGCUCAUGCUGGAGUGCUGGAUGAGGGAGCGUGCAGACAGACCCAAAUUCAGCCAGAUAGUCAACAUGCUGGACAAACUCAUACGCAAUCCUGCAUCACUCAAGAGGACAGCGGGAGACACCUGCAGGCCCCACCCCUCCACACUUCACCACGCCCCCUCUGAAGGCUCCGCAACAUCGUUGGGUUCUGUGGACGAAUGGCUGAAAAUCAUUGGACUAGAGCAAUACACAGACAACUUCAUCACAGCAGGACACUGUAAUUUAGAUAGUGUUAUACACAUGAGCCAAGAGGAUCUAGCCAAAAUGGGAAUUUCAUGCAGUGCACAUCAGAGAAAGAUCCUUACCAAUGUCCACGAUUUAUUGUCUGGAAUGCAAAGACAAGACAAAAAGGUUCCUGUCUGAUCCAGGAAAAACAAUGUGUCAUGAUGUUUAACAUGAAUUACAAGAGGGACGGAAUAUUUCACAUCACUCUUGCACUUUAAUGGAGAAUGGUAUGAAGAUCAGAGAAUGAAUGAGUAAAACUGCACUUUUUCUCGACCUCUUUGUGAUUGGGAUUUUUUUAACUGAUCUUUUGUUAAUUAAAAUGACUUUGAUCUCUUUGGACUCUUUGGAUGAGACGUCUGAAGAUGUUUCUGAGUCUUUAGUUUCAAGUUUUGAGGCAGUAAAGGUAUAUUUUUGUCAGGAGAAAGAGUUUGGGAAUUGUCCUCCUUGUGUAUGCGGAAAGAACAGUUUAAAUUUUAAGUGGAAACAGACUACGGCGUUUUUCUCCUCAGGUUCUUUUCAGGAUGGGCACCCGUCAUUGACAGGAAGAAAUUGUUCCCUGUGGAUCAGAUCUGAACGUUAUAUUCAAACGAAUCUUUUUGCCUCAGGAGAGUUUGAGCCUUUUCAAAUGAAACUAAUAGACCCUUUGGAUUGUGUGUUUAUUUUAUGAAGCCCAGAUGGAGCAGAGGCAUUGCACGAUGGAAAAAUGUAUUGAUUUAUUUGUUAAAAAAAAUCUGAGGAAAGACAAGAUGAAAGAUUAGAUUUAAGUCUUAAGUUACUCAUGUUCAGUGUAUCCAAUUUUUGCAUUUUUAAAGUAGCAAAAUAAAUGACUUAAUCAGAUGUCUUUCUUCCUUUCUUUCUUUCUUUCUUUCUUUCUUCCUUCAUUGUCCCUAUCCUGUUUGCUUCCCUUCUUUCCAUUUCAUUGACUUCCAUUUUGUCUUCCGUCAAGAUAAAUGGAUGUCACUUUUGAGGUCUCUCAUACUAUUUUUUAAUUGACUCAACAACCAGAGAUUACACAAGAAUUGAACCAGACUGUAUGUUUAUUUGUUUACUAUGUGUCAGUCAUUUCAUAAAACAUAAGACUGAAUUAAGUGAAUCAUAGCAAGAAUUUUUAUAGUUACAAAUCUAUUUUUUGACAUUUAUUUCAGUACCCUGUACAUAAUCUAGAAUUCUGUGUGUACAUACAAUGAUUUCAAUGUUUUUCUUUAUGAUGUACACAAUACCAGCAGCCAUUGCUUUGUACAGCUUUUGAGUUCCUGAUAUUUUCUUCCUUUACAUUUGAAUGUAUUUAAUUGAACAUAAUACUAAUUUUGACAAUAACACAUUGUAAGACAGCAGCACAUUUCAGAACAGUCCUAUAACAGGUUGAGGAAUCAUUUAAUUUCACAAUUUCUGCUUUUGCUCUUUUAGGUGCACUUAACUUAUGACCUUUAUUUAUGACCUUUUGUAUCUAGUUCAUAA
Messenger RNA from Myxocyprinus asiaticus (Chinese sucker), 4323 nucleotides. RefSeq names its product ephrin type-A receptor 4-like. Gene Ontology annotation, biological process: axon guidance; protein phosphorylation; negative regulation of axon extension. The coding region runs from base 40 to 3003 and encodes 987 amino acids. NCBI's taxonomy places the organism in Eukaryota, Metazoa, Chordata, Actinopteri, Cypriniformes, Catostomidae. The record is from RefSeq and is a predicted model, not a curated record. The transcript has 17 exons. Gene Ontology annotation, molecular function: protein binding; ATP binding; transmembrane-ephrin receptor activity. Gene Ontology annotation, cellular component: neuron projection; plasma membrane.